AGACACUUUGUUCGAGUUGAGUUGUAAAAACUUUUAUCACAUCUAAUGAUCUAAAUAUAAUAUAAAUAUGACUAUAAUUACACUCCUCCACUAAAACCCUCCUCUUGCAUCAGAGCAAAAGCUAAAACAAUAAUAAUGGGGCAAAACGGAGAAGCGCAGCCACUCUCACCCAAGAAGCAAGUUCAUCUCUUUUAUUGCGUCGAAUGCGAAGACCUUGCCCGCAAAGUCGCCGCUCACUCUGACAAUAUUACCCUUCAGUCCAUCAACUGGAGGAACUUUGCUGAUGGAUGGCCAAACCUUUAUAUAAAUAGCGCACAUGAUAUCCGAGGUCAACAUGUCGCCUUUCUUGCCUCUUUCAGCUCCCCAGGAGUUGUCUUCGAACAGAUAUCUGUCAUAUAUGCACUCCCGCGGCUGUUUGUUGCUUCCUUUACAUUGGUGUUGCCUUUCUUUCCAACUGGCUCCUUCGAGCGAAUGGAGGAAGAAGGAGAUGUGGCAACUGCAUUUACCAUGGCUAGGAUAUUGUCAAAUAUUCCCAUUUCAAGGGGUGGCCCUACUAGUUUAGUAAUAUAUGAUAUACAUGCUUUGCAGGAAAGGUUUUAUUUCGGGGACCAUGUCUUGCCACUGUUUGAGACAGGGAUCCCUCUGCUAAAGCAGCGUCUUGACCAGCUCCCUGAUGCUGACAAGAUUGUUGUUGCAUUUCCGGAUGAUGGAGCUUGGAAACGAUUCCACAAGCAGCUGGAUCAUUUCCCCAUGGUGGUUUGUGCAAAGGUUCGUGAAGGUGAUAAGAGGAUAGUUCGGAUCAAGGAAGGGAAUCCUGCUGGUUUUCAUGUGGUCAUUGUGGAUGAUUUGGUGCAAUCUGGAGGAACACUUAUUGAGUGCCAGAAAGUAUUGGCGGCUCAUGGUGCAGCAAAGGUGAGCGCUUAUGUCACACAUGGUGUGUUUCCGAAGGGCUCUUGGGAGCGUUUUACUCUCAAGAAUUAUGAAAAUCCAGAGAGUGCAUUUUCCUACUUUUGGAUCACAGAUUCCUGCCCAAAUACUGUCAAAGCCAUAGCUAACAAGGCUCCUUUCGAAGUUCUGAGUCUUGCUGGAUCAAUUGCUGAUGCUCUACAAAUUUGAAGAUAUGCUUUAUGGCAUGGAAUCAACUUUUGAGAUUCUUGGGUUCAGGUCUGGUGAUAGUAUGUAUAUUUUUGGGGGAUGAUUGUAAUUUUAUGAGUCAUUUUCAUGCUUCAUAUCAGAAGACAUGAGUUAAAUAACAAUUAACUACUGCUUGAAGGUUAUCUAUCUAAUUAUUACUUAAAAGAGAUAAAACUCUGAUAA
This is a messenger RNA of Pistacia vera, 1317 nucleotides long. Its product is annotated as ribose-phosphate pyrophosphokinase 4. Gene Ontology annotation, biological process: purine nucleotide biosynthetic process; 5-phosphoribose 1-diphosphate biosynthetic process. Gene Ontology annotation, molecular function: ribose phosphate diphosphokinase activity; magnesium ion binding. The record is from RefSeq and is a predicted model, not a curated record. Gene Ontology annotation, cellular component: ribose phosphate diphosphokinase complex; cytoplasm. The transcript is spliced from 7 exons. Bases 136 to 1116 code for a protein of 326 amino acids. Lineage: Eukaryota; Viridiplantae; Streptophyta; Magnoliopsida; Sapindales; Anacardiaceae.